AUCAAUCGCUCGAUCAAAAGACCUAGUUCGACCGAAUAGAUCGACGCACGCGCGCGUAGGUUAGGUGAUCGAUCGAGAUGGCAAGUAGCAGCGACAACACGACGGUGACUCUCCGCAGCGACGACGGCGAGGAGUUCGUGGUCCAGGCGGACACGAUCGCGGCGGCGUCGGUGCUGAUCAAGAACAUGCUGGAGGACGGCUGCGCCGCCGGCGUGAUCCCGCUGACCCAGGUGACGGGCCGCAUCCUCGCCCGCGUCGUCGACUACUGCAACCGCCACUACGCCGACGCCGACGCGGCCACGUACGUCAACAGCACCUUCUCGUCGGGCGACCCGGAGCUGGAUCGCUUCGACACGGACUUCGUGAGCGGCAUCGACCAGGACACGCUCUUCGACCUCCUCCUCGCCGCCAACUACCUCGAGGUACAGGGUCUCCUUGACCUGGCGUGCAAGACGGUGGCCGACCAGAUGAGGGGCAAGACGGUGGAGGGCAUGCGUGCGCACUUCAACAUCGUCAACGACUACACCAAGGAGGAGGAGGCCCAGGUCCGCAGCGAAGUUGCAUGGGCCUUCGAGUAGACGUACCGGCAAAUCACUGGCCGAUCACUUAUCUUUUUCUUUGGGGGAUUUGUUGCUGCCAUAAACUAGCUGUGAUAGUUCUUAUACACAUUUAAUGGGAGCGCUUAUA
This is a messenger RNA of Triticum dicoccoides, 687 nucleotides long. RefSeq names its product SKP1-like protein 4. Lineage: Eukaryota; Viridiplantae; Streptophyta; Magnoliopsida; Poales; Poaceae. Gene Ontology annotation, biological process: ubiquitin-dependent protein catabolic process. The transcript has a single exon. The record is from RefSeq and is a predicted model, not a curated record. Bases 78 to 578 code for a protein of 166 amino acids.